UUUGUGUUUUUGGUGAAGAUGGAUAUUUAACAAAAUUGGGUUGUUGAUUAGGUUAUGGGUUUUUUUUCUCAGGAUCCAUAGAGCUUUGAGCUGUUGAGCAGCAGAGAAGUCUAUUUCGUGUUUGGGGGUUUCGAAAAGAGUAACGAGAUUCUUGGGUUUCUUCAGUUCCUGGGGUUUCUCUAGAUUGCUCUAAUUAAGGAAAACAUGGAACCCAACAAGGAAGAUAAUGUCUCAUUGACAUCUACAGCUCAAAUUCUACAAGAUGCCUCCUCUCAGCCAGGUUUCUCUGCCAUACCACCUGUGGUUCCUCCUUCCUUUCCCCCACCAAUGGCUCCAAUACCAAUGAUGCCACAUCCUCCAGUUGCCCGCCCACCUACUUUUAGGCCACCUGUUUCGCAAAAUGGUGGAGCGAAAACCAGUGAAUCGGAUUCGGAUUCAGACGGUGAACAUUUUGAGAUAUCUGAAGAGAGUAGGCAGGUUAGAGAAAGACAGGAAAAGGCAAUGCAAGAGUUGUUGAUAAAGCGUCGUGGUGCUGCUGUCGCAGUUCCAACAAAUGACAAUGCUGUUAGGGAUCGCCUUAGACGUCUUGGGGAACCCAUUACUCUAUUUGGAGAACAGGAAAUGGAGAGAAGAUCUAGGCUGGCUGGGCUUAUGGGUAAGCUUGAUUUCGAGGGGCAAUUGGAUAAAUUGCUUAAAGCUCACGAAGAAGAUGCGGCUCCAAAAGAGGAUGUGGAUGAUGAAGUACCUGAAUACCCUUUUUUUACUGAGGGUCCAAAGGAACUUAGAGAGGCUAGAAUAGAAAUUGCCAAGUUUUCUGUCAAGAGAGCUGCUGUCAGGAUUCAGCGUGCAAAGCGGCGAAGGGAUGAUCCAGAUGAAGAUAUGGAUGCAGAGACUAAGUGGGCUUUAAAGCACGCUAAAGACAUGGUUCUUGAUUGCAGUAAUUUUGGUGAUGAUCGUCCACUUACCGGCUGCUCCUUCUCACGUGAUGGGAAAAUACUUGCCACAUGUUCUCUAAGUGGAGUUACUAAAUUGUGGGAGAUGCCUCAAGUUACAAACAAGAUUGCUGUCUUGAAGGAUCACAAAGAACGUGCAACUGAUGUAGUGUUCUCCCCUGUGGACGAUUGUCUAGCAACUGCUUCUGCUGAUCGAACUGCGAAGCUAUGGAAAACUGAUGGAACGCUUCUACAAACUUUUGAAGGCCAUUUGGAUCGUCUUGCACGUGUUGCCUUCCACCCGUCAGGGAGAUACCUGGGAACAACCAGCUUUGACAAAACAUGGAGAUUGUGGGAUAUAAACACGGGUGCAGAGCUGCUUUUGCAAGAAGGUCACAGUCGCAGUGUCUAUGGAAUUGCUUUUCAACAAGAUGGAGCUUUAGCAGCUUCUUGUGGGCUUGAUUCACUCGCUCGGGUUUGGGAUCUCCGCACUGGUAGGAGUAUUCUUGUCUUCCAAGGACACAUCAGACCUGUUCUCUCAGUGAAUUUCUCUCCUAAUGGCUAUCACUUGGCAUCUGGUGGUGAGGAUAAUCAAUGCCGUAUUUGGGAUCUAAGAAUGAGGAAGUCAUUGUACAUCAUCCCAGCUCAUGCUAACCUCGUGUCUCAAGUGAAAUACGAACCACAAGAAGGCUACUUCCUGGCCACUGCGUCAUAUGACAUGAAAGUCAAUAUAUGGUCAGGAAGAGAUUUCUCGCUGGUUAAAAGCUUAGCAGGGCAUGAGUCAAAAGUCGCCUCUCUCGAUAUCACUGCAGAUAGCUCGUGUAUCGCAACUGUAUCACAUGACCGCACCAUCAAGCUUUGGACAAGCAGUGAAAAUGGUGAAGAUGAAGACGAAGGGAAAGAAACAAUGGACGUAGAUCUUUAGUUUCACUUUUCAUAUUUGUGCCGGGACAUAACAAAUUGUACUCCAGGUUCAGCGAUUAGCCUUUUAGAAAUCAUUAAAUCAGUACUUAUAUCUUGUCGAGAGCUAUACAAUAUCAUGUUGUCUUUGAAACUUUGCCAUUGCGUUUAACAAAAGGAAAUGACUCAAACUUUGUAUACAUGAGAUUUUUCAAAAUAUGUUUACCAAAAA
Molecule: messenger RNA, 2064 nt
Organism: Capsella rubella
Lineage: Eukaryota; Viridiplantae; Streptophyta; Magnoliopsida; Brassicales; Brassicaceae
Product: U4/U6 small nuclear ribonucleoprotein PRP4-like protein
Exons: 6
Coding region: 205-1857 (550 amino acids)
Biological process (GO): mRNA splicing, via spliceosome
Cellular component (GO): U4/U6 x U5 tri-snRNP complex
Molecular function (GO): U6 snRNA binding; protein binding; U4 snRNA binding
Source: RefSeq, a predicted model, not a curated record